Messenger RNA from Frankliniella occidentalis (western flower thrips), 4752 nucleotides. RefSeq lists its product as uncharacterized. The transcript is spliced from 2 exons. Bases 576 to 3608 code for a protein of 1010 amino acids. The record is from RefSeq and is a predicted model, not a curated record. Gene Ontology annotation, molecular function: cysteine-type peptidase activity. Lineage: Eukaryota; Metazoa; Arthropoda; Insecta; Thysanoptera; Thripidae. Gene Ontology annotation, biological process: proteolysis.
GGCUGUUAAUUUUAAUUCUGAUGAGAUCGAUAUUCCUCCUCUCCUCUAAAGGCUUGCAUACUUGGUCAUUUAUUUUUUGUUGCAGUUGUGUAUUUUGAUAAUUGCCCACAUGUUUAUUUGAACUGUGAUAAGACCGAAAUUUUCCCCUUUUUUAAAAAUGAGUUUUUGUUUUGUUGCCUGCAGUUCCUGAGACUUCACCAGAGAAAAAAGGCAAGGCUCGCAAAACAAACAUUGAAGCUUCUCCAACAAAAAACCCUCAGAAGAAAAAGAGGAAGCUGGUAAUCAAAGAGUCUGAAGAUUCCUCAGACUUAGAUGAGGCGAUUUUCAAACCGAAAAGACAGAGGGUCACUUCAGAGAGUCUGGAAUCUCACCUCACUUGUGAUUUCAGGUCAGAGGCUGCAGCAAGUCCAGAAGAAGGUGUCCAAAAGAAGAAAUUGCAAUGUCGGUUCUGCCAGAAAAGUUUUAGCUGUCACCAAAGUCUAAGCAGGCAUAAAAAAAUCUGCAAGAGUAAUCUAAAUCCUCGGCCGUGCACCCUCGUUUGCAAUACCUGUAAGAAACAAUUUUCGCGCCGUUAUAUGUUUAAAGCGCAUGUCACAAAUUGUAGUGGCAAAAAGUUGCCCAACCAUGGUGUGGGCAAUAUGUCUUGCCCCUAUGAUAAGUGUCCGAAGCGCUUCAUGUUCAAAAUUGACUUGUGUGAACAUCUCUAUGCAGACCACAAGGCUGACAUUAAGCCUCCAGAAACGCAUUUAUUUAAGAAUUUCGAAGAAUUUUCCAAAUUUAAAACCAAAAUUGAAGAUGAGACGUACUCAUAUUAUUCACAGCAAUUUGGAAAACGUAACGGCAGAACAUAUUAUUACUGCCAGCACGAUGGAGCCCAAAAAAGUCACCGUAGGAAUGAUGAGGCUACCAGGAAGACUGACCGGCGGAACAAAAAAGGACCAAUUAAAAAAAAUAAUCUAUGUUUAUCAAUGAUGGCAGUAAAAUGUUUGCCGAAUGGAAGUAUUCAAGUAGCAUAUAGGCCUACGCAUCUUCACCCUUGCAGGCCGCAAGACUUGAAACACCAGCCGCUAUCAACAGAAACCAAUCAGUAUAUCUCUAAAUUAUUAUCGUGGAAUGUGCCUCCUUCUAAAAUUGUUGAAUGUCUCCGGGGCGAUUCUUACAAAAGGAACAAUCGUUUGAGCAGGAGCUCUAUCAAACUAAAGAGAGACAACCUUGUUAAAAAGAAAACUAUAACUGAAAGGAUGAGAAAAAAGAAAUCCAGUCUCAGAUUUUCCAAUAAUGAUGCAGAAUCUGUGUACAUGAAAGUCAACAAACUAAUCCAGGAAAACUACAACCCUGUUCUCAUGUACAAACCUCUUGGAGAGAAGACCAUUAUUGGACCCAAGGGGUCCGAAAAUCUGCCAGAUGAUGUUUUUGUUUUAGCUAUACAGUCAAAAGAGCAACUAGAAAUGAUGGUGGAAGGAUGCAAAGAAAUACUGGUCAUUGAUGAGACUCACUCCACCAACUCGUAUGAUUAUAAGCUCUUGAAUCUAAUGGUGAGGGACAAGUUCAACCUUGGGUACCCUGUUGGUCAUGCUAUUUGUCACCCCUCAGAAGAGACAACUCUGCAGUAUGUCUUCAAAGCCAUUAAGGAAAGGUGUCCAGAUUUAUCAAUUAAUUGCUGCAUCACAGACGAUGACCCAAAAUUAAUAAAUUCCGUCAAUGCAGGAUUGGGAGAAGCAAUUUGGCAUUUGUUAUGUGUGUGGCACAUACACCGUACAAUUCAGUCAAAUUUAAGAGAACGCAUUAAGGAUAAUGAUUUGGUCAAUGAAAUUUAUGGCAUUAUGUGUGUUCUUAUUGAAGAAUGUGACGAAUCUCAGUUCAUACAGCUGAAAGAUUCUUUUUUAAAUGAAUAUUCGAACAACUGUCCAGAGUUUACUAAGUAUUUUAACAAUACAUUCUUCCCAAAAGCGCAUAAAUGGGCAAAAUGUUAUCGCCUUAAACCUCAUGCUGAAACUGAGACAACUAUGCUCGUGGAGUCCUUUCACAACAUUUUGAAGACUCAUUACAUGAAAAGAGCUCCAUGCAAACGUCUAGACGACUUGAUUGAUCUUCUGUUGGAUAUUGAAGAGGAUUACUACGUGAGGUACACAAAUUCCGUUCUUCUGAAGACAAUGUCUGAUAAGGACCAUAGAGCUCUGUCUAGACGACAUCUGAAGGGCAUUGAAAUAAAAGACUCUGAUGUCACCCUGGUAUCAGAAAGAUUCUGGACUGUGAAAUCUCAAGAGAAAGAUUCUUCUGAGGUUUAUAGUGUAGUAAUGUGUGCUGAUCAAUGUUCAAGUGACUCAUGUAUAUAUGCUUGUUGUUACUGUGACACUUUGUGCUCUCAUUUAUUCUCUUGCUCUUGCCCUGAUAUGUUUCCGCUCUGUAAACAUAUACAUAAGGUAUUUUCAAUGAUUGAGUUAUCAAAGCCUCUUGAAAAGGAGAAGAAAGAGCCUGAAUUUUUCUUAGGAGCUUUUGAGAACAAUAUUCCAUUAGUUGAAGAGACAGCAGCUGACAGCCGUUCCAACUAUACGGAAAGAAGUGUUCAACAGCGCAUCCAAAAAAUAAGAGAAAUCAUGGAAGACUUUGACAAAACUUAUCUAGACAACAGUCCUGUAAAGAGAAUUUUGCCACAGAUUGAAACUACCCUGACCGACUUGCAAACUCAAUGUAAAGUUCUGUGCUUCGAUCCUCCAAGGGCAGUACCUGAAAUGGAGGUGAAGACUCAGACUGCUCCAAAUGAAAAAUUACAGAAACAGUUAACGCCUUUUGUGAAAAAAACAAAAAAACGCAAGCCGACAGCAUUGAAGAAGCCGCACAAGAAAUGUGUCACAGAAAUAAAAGACUUUCUACUCCAGGAGCACCAGGAGAGUGAAGAGAAUGUUGACUCAGAUUUAGCUCCUUUGUCCGAGUUGAAUCAUGAGCAGGCUACUGGUGAACCCACUAUAGAUAUUGAUAAUCCUCUUGAUGUUGUGAUAGAAUAUCAGGGGAUAAAGGUUUUAUCAUUGCAUUUAAAGGCUCUAAAUCCAACUCUUGAUGAAAGAGAAUUGCCUUUACUUCUUCAAGCAGAUUCAAAAUUUGUGCAUGGCUAUUUGUAUGACGAAGUAAUCAACAUUUUCCUCAAGAUGAUAUGCAAUGAGAGUGUUUACGCCUGUGACACAACAGUUGCCCAAAGACUCUGUAGUGGAAAUCAGAACUUCAAGAGUCUCCCCAAGAAACUCUCAUCAAAAGAAUUUAUUUUAUUUCCUGGUAAUUCUGGCAACCACUGGAUCAUUAUUGUUGCAGAAGUAAAAUCUUCUUCAUUAUGGCUAUACAAUUCUCUCUCCUGCACAGGAAGCCUGUUAUCAACAUAUGAAAGACAAAUGUUAAGUGCUGUUGCUAAGUUUCUAAAAAAUGUUUUCAUUGAAACCAAAUCUUGGUCUAUCAAACGUCAUUUUGAUAUUCAGAAGGAUACCGUAAGCUGUGGUGUUCACAUCUGCUGGUUUGCACUUCUUUUAACAAGAAAGUAUAAUUUAGCCCCUCUAGAAAAUCCAUCAGACUUUAGACAACACAUUUAUGACUCUAUUCUCCUUCAAAAGGAUUUGUAAUUGUGCCUUCAAAAUUUUAUGUCAUCAGUAUUUUAGAAUUUUUUCUUCUGUAUAUUUUAUGGAGAUUUUUCAAAAACCACAGAAUGUACAUUUGUUUUCUGUGGCAUGUUGUUGCCUAUUCAAAUUGAGUGUGAUACUGUAAAUGUUACGUAUUUGUUGCUCAUUGUUGUUGUAAAGUAUAAACAAAAAUUUUUAACAUGGUUCUAUUUUAGGACAUUUAUUUAGGUGGGAUUACAAUGUAGUUGUAGGAACUGGGUUAUCUUUAUACUUCUUAACAAGAAAAGUUUUAAAAGAAAUUCAGCUUGUAAUGUGUUUUGUGGGAAACCAUCCACAAUUUUUAUUUGAACAUGUAAGCAUACAAGUGCUUCCGUAAUUCAAACACCUCUGUAAAAAGGGACGCUUUUAAUGACUUCCUGAGAAUGUCCUUCAUACUGCCCGUUUAGCUUGAGCAGUUAGUAGUGAGACACUGUUUUCUUUUAUUAAGAAGUCACCCCUAAGUACAAUUUUUUGCCUUUUGAAACUUUUAAAAAAAAGGAACUUAGCACUACUAUAUGAUUACAAGACUGCAUAUCUUUUGUUAUAUGUCCAUGUAUGUGUGAUUUCUACCAUGUCAAUUUAUUAUUACCAAUCAAAAUGAGUCUUCUUUCAUAGGUAAUAAAUGUGGAGACAAAAUGCUCUACUCUAGGGUGUAGCGGGUGCCUACGUUUUCAGACAUUUAAUGUAACCUACGUUUCUUUCCUGGUGUCACUUGGUAAUCUUAUCUUAUGUUAGUGUGUGCAAACCUUUGUGCUGUAAGAAAUGAACGCUGAUCUCAUUGUGUGUUAAUGUUUUAGAGUGAGUGCGCAGGAGGUAAGGGUAGCGCAACUCUUUAUUCUUAUUUUUCUCUUGAAAAUGAGAAAAAAGAUAUUUUUGUGACCAAUCUGGUAUAGUAUUAUAUUGUUUCUGAAGUGUUCAGUUUGUCAUGGCCUACCUCUAAUUGAAACUGGUCAAUCAAUGAAGACUUAAACUGUUGUUUCUUUUGUCCCUUUGUUGUUCAAAAAUGAUGUGUGUUCUCUAGCAGAUUAUAUGAAACAAUUUGACAUUACCAAAAUUUAUAUAUGAUUUAUUACUUGUAAUGCCAAUAAAACUUGCACGGAAAUAAUUA